Messenger RNA from Lactuca saligna, 513 nucleotides. The record is from the annotation of a GenBank genome assembly. NCBI's taxonomy places the organism in Eukaryota, Viridiplantae, Streptophyta, Magnoliopsida, Asterales, Asteraceae.
AUGGCACAGCUGCUGGAUGAAAUGAUUGAACAAAUACUGAUAAGAUCAGAGGUGAGUGAUCUGAUCCGUUACAGGAGCGUUUCAAAGUCAUGGAAAGAUGUGAUCUCUGAUCCUGAUUUCAUCAAAGCCCAUCUCGAAAACAGUUAUCGACGUGAUCGUGAAUAUGACAAAAUGGGAAACAGAAGAAUUGCAAUGUCUGCUACACCACAGUGUAAUUGGGAACAUUUAUCUCAUGCUGAUAACCUCUAUUUUGUACCUCGCACGCGUCAUCUACUUGGUUCUUCCAAUGGUUUAGUAUGUGUUUCUCGCUCUCGUAAUGAAUUUUCAGUUAUCAAUCCUGAAACCAGAGAGGUGAAUAAACUGAAAAAGCCCGAAAUCCUUGAUCAGGCCGGACCUUUGAUUUAUGGUUUUGGUUACGAUUCAUCCAAUGAUGAUUACAAGGUGGUAUUAAGGUUUAGAAAAGGCAGUAAUCUUACCUGUUUCCUAAAGUUUAGUUUAGAGUCCAACAUCUAG